Geodia barretti is the source of this 247-nucleotide messenger RNA. NCBI's taxonomy places the organism in Eukaryota, Metazoa, Porifera, Demospongiae, Tetractinellida, Geodiidae. The record is from the annotation of a GenBank genome assembly.
UGGCCUGGGGUGGGCGUAUCUGGAGUCCUGCAGCGCUGCCUGUAGGAAGAUGGAGAGGAGACGGAGGGGUAGGUUGAGACAUCAGGAAGAAGCGCUGGCGGCCCACGUGGCGGAGCUCAAGACGGAUCUGUCCGCCUGCAAAGACUCGCGGGCAGCUGCAAAACUAGCCAGCUCUCUGGGAAGGAUAAAAAGCCCAGAGGAGUAUGCCAGAGACAGACAGAAGGUUCUACAGUCACUGAUUCAGGUG